Molecule: messenger RNA, 3671 nt
Organism: Bufo gargarizans (Asiatic toad)
Lineage: Eukaryota; Metazoa; Chordata; Amphibia; Anura; Bufonidae
Gene: FGD4
Product: FYVE, RhoGEF and PH domain containing 4
Exons: 17
Coding region: 660-3017 (785 amino acids)
Biological process (GO): filopodium assembly; cytoskeleton organization
Cellular component (GO): cytoplasm
Molecular function (GO): guanyl-nucleotide exchange factor activity; metal ion binding
Source: RefSeq, a predicted model, not a curated record
UCUAGCUCGUCUUCAAGUCUUUUAUGCUGCAAACUAGAGCACUUGGACAAAGACCGAAAAAAAAAAAAAAGAAAUCCGCACCUGUCAGUCAGGCUCUGCUAUUGCCAGGGGCAGCUUGUCCCUUCAUUAAGAAAUUUGCAAAGCACAGGGACAAUGAGUGAAAAAAAAAACUAGUUGCCCAAUAGGCAGGAGCCGUAUUCGUCCAAUAGAGUAAGCUGAGGCCGGUUGCCACGGAUAUCGCCAUCUGUUCCCUCCCCACUGGAAUGUGGAGCCUGCUGGAGAAAAGCUGGGAAGCAAUACAGUGUGGGUACGGAGACCUGCAGUGGGGAAAAUCCUAGGACUGACCCGGAAUAAGGACUAAUCGAGGAUUCCAUGCAGGACGCGGUCACGUCAUUUCUGGAUUCUGGAUACCCCCAGGCAACAGCGUACACUGUCCCCGUAUCCUUCCCUCCUGGAAGCCGAUCUCCACUAGCAGAGACCAACUGGUAGAUGAGGAGAGAAGGAAUAAACAAAAUGAUUACACGUCGGACUUUCCCAAAACUGUAGGGAGAAGUCCAAAGCCUAAAGUACCACCAAAGCCUUCAGAUUUACCGCCCUCUCCAUCACCAUACAAGAACCAAACUCCUAUCAGCAGAACCUUUCCUCGGGUCCAUUACAGGAUGGAUGAAGGUUCCCCUUCGGCAGGAGAGAAGUCAAGCAAGAUCUCAGAUCUCAUCAGUCGAUUUGAAGGCAGUGGCACUGUUGAAACCAAAAAAGAAAGUCCAGAUCUGAAUAAUGGACCUACUCAAAAGACUGUAGCUAAAGUAAUUCUCCAACCACGACCAUUUACUGAACACCCCCUUCUCCACAAACAAACUGUAAGUCAAGAGGAACCAAAGCACAAUGGCAUAGUAGGCCCUGACCUGGAGGAAUAUGUUGAAGCAGACACUCUACCUUCUGCUGGAAAUAAGAUUGAGAAUGAACUCCUUUCUUCACAAUUACCUCAAGCUCCAAAAUCUCCUAUUCAUGAUACAAGAGUUCCAACACCUCCAAAAUCUCCAAACAGGACACAAGCCUCUAGGACACAGGAUUUUCCACCAAUGGAUACACAAGAUUCUUUUCCUGGAACAUCAGAACUUUUCACUGAACAGAUCUUAUCUCCCUCAGAGGAAGCCGCAGUGCAGAACCUUCUGAAUGGAGGACCCCAAACAUCUAGGGAUAAACCCAGCCAUAAGGGUCUUAUUAAUGAGGGGUACCAAGAAACUGAACUCCCGAGCAGAUUAUCAUCUGAGGAGAACAAUAUAGAAGGCAAUAACAGUAUCAAGUCCGUGUCAAGUCAAUCUGAUGAAAUCAAGGAAACAAAUGAGCAGAAACUUCAUAACAUUGCCAAUGAACUUCUACAGACAGAACGAGCGUAUGUCAGCAGGUUGGAACUUCUGCAGACCUUUAACAAAGCAUUAGAGAAUGAAGCCAAGAAAGGAUCUUUCCCAGUAGAUGUUCCUAACAAAAUAUUCUCAAACAUUAUCUCAAUUUACAAUUUCCAUUCGUCAUUCCUGCUUCCGGAGCUUGAGGGCAGAAUGAAUGAAUGGUCUAUCAGCCCCAGAAUUGGAGAUAUUUUACAAAAACUGGCACCAUUCUUAAAGAUGUAUGGAGAGUAUGUAAAAAAUUUUGAUAAUGCUAUGGAGACGGUGAAAACCUGGACGGAGCGGUCGGCGCAGUUUAAACAUGUGGUUGAAGAAAUACAGAGGGAAGAAAAGUGCGGUAGCUUGACACUGCCGCACCAUAUGCUGGGGCCAGUACAACGGAUACCACGAUACGAGAUGCUCUUAAAGGACUAUCUGCGCAAACUGCCCGAAGACUCACUUGAUCGAAAGGAUGCAGAAAAGUCCCUUGAAAUUAUUUCAACGGCAGCAAUUCACUCAAAUACAGCAAUCAGGAAAAUGGAGAGUCAGAAGAAGCUACUGAUGGUAUAUGAAAUGCUGGGAGAAGAAGAGGACAUUGUCCACCCCUCUAAUGAGUUCAUAAAAGAGGGGCAGAUUCUUAAACUGGCCGCUCGUAACACGUCAGCCCAAGAGCGACAUCUCUUCCUGUUCAACAACAUGUUACUGUACUGUGUGCCUAAGUUCAGUCUGGUGGGGGCAAAGUACUCUGUGCGUACAAAGAUCGGACUGGAAGGUAUGAAAGUAGUAGAGACGCAGAAUGACGACUAUCCGUACACCUUCCAGAUCUCGGGCAAAGAGCGCACACUGGAGUUACAGGCCAGCUCUGAACAAAUAAAACAAGAAUGGCUCAAGGCUUUGAACACAGCGAUUGCAGAAUUUCAGCAGCGGAAUGAAACCUUUAUAAUUGCAAAUGCUAAAAAAAUGGAGGAGGCGCCACAGGAAGUUCCUAGUGCUGAACUGGGUCUCCGAGCUCCAAGGUGGAUCCGAGACAAUGAGGUGACCAUGUGCAUGAAAUGCAAAGAGCAAUUUAAUGCGCUGACCAGGAGGAGACAUCAUUGCAGGGCGUGUGGCUAUGUAGUUUGUUGGAAAUGUUCUGACCACAAAGCCCCUCUUGAAUAUGACGGUAAUAAAAUGAAUAAAGUGUGUAAAGACUGCUACCAUAUAUUGCAAGGUUGUAACAACAGCGAGGAGAAAGAGAAGAAAAGGGGAAUACUGGAGAUUGAGUCUGCAGAAGUCUCAGGAAAUAGCGUAAUCUGCAGUUUCCUCCAGUAUAAUGAAAAGUCAAAACCUUGGCAGAAGGUCUGGUGUGUGAUACCGCAACACGAGGCUCUUGUGUUAUACAUGUAUGGAGCGCCACAGGAUGUCAAAGCCCAAGCCACAAUUCCUCUUCUGGGUUACAUUAUUGAAGAAUCGCCCCGUGGAGUAGACUUGCCCUACAGCUUCAGACUAUCUCAGUCUAAAUCCAUACACAGCUUUUCGGCUGACAGUGAAGAACUGAAGCAGAGGUGGCUUAAAGUUAUCAAUCUGGCAGUAGUGGGGGAGACCACAAGUAACAGAAAUGGUGCCGUAGAUGGACACUUAGAACCUUCUCUGUGAUAAUGAAAGGUCUUCUUGGAAACCCCAAUGAAAUAUGAACACAAGACUAAGAAAGUUCUUUAAAAGAAUAAGCCGAAUUUGGUUUACAGAUCUAACUACUGACCUGAGAUAGAAUGACACUUAGCUUCCAGGUCACAUCUUUCUUCAGUGCCAACCAUGAAAAUCCAUAUGGCUAUUUUGGUGGUGAGAAGAAUACUUGGUGGACCAGUCUUGAUCAAUAAUUGGGGGUCUAACAUUCACCAAAAGGAGGUAUCACUACAUGGCGACAUUUUAUGGAUCUUUAGGACUUCAAGAACAUCUUUGAUACAGAUUUCAAAAACAAGGUGAACGCUACAACAGUUAAAAGGACAACACCCGGAAAUUUGAUAUGAAAUUCCAGAUAACGUUAUAGGAAAUCAAUUAUUUUAUAAAUAAUAGCACAAUCAGCUAAAAGAUGAAAUUGUAAUGUUUUGCAGAUUUAUUCAUAGAGCGUGGAUGAGAAAAAUUUCAAGGCACAAUGGUAUGACAGAGAAAGCACAUGGGGACUUAGAGUGAGGUCUAACGUAUGCCCCAAUCCUAAACAAAAUUAUUGUAAAUUGAAAAGUCCUUGAUUUAUCAACUUUUUAUUUGCACUUAGAUUUUAUUUAUUAAUUAAAUAUUGUCCUUUGUAAUACA